Molecule: messenger RNA, 1883 nt
Organism: Aedes aegypti (yellow fever mosquito)
Lineage: Eukaryota; Metazoa; Arthropoda; Insecta; Diptera; Culicidae
Product: protein I'm not dead yet
Exons: 6
Coding region: 66-1784 (572 amino acids)
Biological process (GO): monoatomic anion transmembrane transport; citrate transport
Cellular component (GO): membrane
Molecular function (GO): citrate transmembrane transporter activity; succinate transmembrane transporter activity
Source: RefSeq, a predicted model, not a curated record
CAAAGUGACAGUUUGGCGCUCUCUGCGAAUUCGGUGAAGACAAUCUCCCUACACAACAUUGAACCAUGGACGAAUCUGAUGUUCCAAAAUGCACCAAACGCACUGGAAGAUUCUUUACCUUGUACUGGAGGGUGAUGGUGCUAAUCGCCACCCCGAGCUUGGCAUCGCUCAUCUUCCUUGUGGACACUGGCCCUGCCUACCGGUGCAUGUUUGUUGUAAUGACUAUGGCCAUCUAUUGGAUAACGGAAGCACUCCCACUGCCCAUUACUUCCAUGAUCCCGGUGGUUCUCUUUCCUUUGCUGGGAAUUCUGGACACCGAUCGAACUUGUAUGAUGUAUAUGAGAGAAACGUUGCUUAUGUUCAUGGGAGGAAUAUUUUUGGCGCUGGCAAUUGAACAUUGCAAUCUACAUAAACGCAUUGCUUUGAAGGUAAUCUGCUCAAUAGGGUGCAGCCAACGGAAGUUGAACUUUGGGCUUCUUGCUGUGACGAUGUUCGUAUCGAUGUGGAUUUCUAAUACUGCUACGGUGGCUAUGAUGUGUCCAAUUAUGAAAGCUGUCCUGGAAGAACUAGAAGCGCAAGGACUAUGUCAAAUGUAUCUCAAACCCAAACAAAAUGAGAUGGAAAAGCAGAGCAACGAGACUCCAAUUCCAAGCAGAAUAACGAUCUGUUACUACACCGGAGCAGCAUACGCAGCUAGCAUCGGAGGAUUAGGUACACUACUUGGAACGGGAACGAAUCUAACUUACAAGGGCAUAUACGAGAAUCGUUUUCCCGAGGGAGAACCGAUAGACUUUUUCCGAUUUACAAUCUACAACACUCCGGGCAUGCUGUUGGGAACGUUCCUCGUGUGGGUCUAUCUGCAGGUGGUCUAUAUGGGAAUGUUUCGACCGAAGAGUAAAGCUGCUCAAGAAUCAACGAUUAGUAAGGAAGGAGAGACCAUUGCACAUGGCGUGAUUACAAAUCGGUACGGUGAACUAGGACCAAUCAGAUCCCACGAGAUAAGUGUAGCCAUACUGUUUGUCAUAUCAAUUGCACUAUUUUUCACUCGAAAACCUGGCUUUACUACUGGAUGGGCUGACUUGCUUCCGGAGAAGAAAAUUCAAGAUGCAACGCCAGCUAUUCUGACGCUUGUCUUACUUUUCAUAUUUCCUGCAAAUUGGCAGUGGUUGAAUUUCUUGAAGAUCCAUCCAAAUUCCCUGCCAACCGAACGAACGCCCAGCUUGAUAACAUGGAAAUAUAUCAACGACAAGACACCGUGGAGCCUAAUUUUCCUUCUUGGUGGUGGAUUUGCGCUCGCAGAAGGUGGAAAGGCUUCUGGAAUGUCUGAAAUGAUUGGCCAGUCGCUGUCCGUACUGAAGAAUCUGCCAUUGCUGCUAUUGCUGUUUAUUGUUUGCUUUGCGGUUCAAAUCGUAACCGAAUUUGCGUCCAAUGUUGCUAUUUGUAAUAUCGUACUUCCGGUGAUGGCUGAAAUGUCCCUAGCAAUCGAGCUCCAUCCGAUGUAUCUGAUGCUUCCGGUGGCAAUAUCGUGCAGUUACGCAUUCAUGAUGCCUGUUGGAACUCCGCCUUUGGCCCUUGUCGCUGGUUUAGGGCAUAUUCAAACCAAGGAUCUGAUAAAAGCUGGCAUCGGUGUCAAGAUCAUCAUGUUGCUCAUUAUUUGGGGACUAUUCCCUAUCCUCGGGCCGUUAGUAUAUCCUGAGAUAAAAGAAUUCCCACAUUGGGCUAAGCCAUUGCAAACUAGUACUGAGAUGCCGGAUCAGAAUAGUACCAUUUUCCAGAUGGAUUAACCGAUUGUUGAAUCGUAAGUGUGAUAAUAGAUGUAAUUUGCUCUGAUUGUUGAUUGCUUCCUUAUCGUCGGUUGAAUAGAAUAUUAAUUUUCAAAGAGA